Amyelois transitella is the source of this 6242-nucleotide messenger RNA. RefSeq names its product protein virilizer (gene vir). Gene Ontology annotation, cellular component: RNA N6-methyladenosine methyltransferase complex. The transcript has 9 exons. Bases 114 to 6059 code for a protein of 1981 amino acids. The record is from RefSeq and is a predicted model, not a curated record. Gene Ontology annotation, molecular function: RNA binding. NCBI's taxonomy places the organism in Eukaryota, Metazoa, Arthropoda, Insecta, Lepidoptera, Pyralidae.
UCAACGUGAAGACAAGCUGAAUUGUUUGUUUCGCGUUUAUUUCUAAUUCUCUGUUCUCAUAAGUUUUCUAAUAAUAAAAUCAUUAUGUUAUUGGUGAAAUACCAUUAAAAAAAAUGGAUAUCAAAACUUCUCCUCAGGAACAACCGGAUCUCCUCUUCUUCGAUACUUUCUCGCACGACACGAGCGAGGAGUUGAAUUUGGACUUGGUGCAGUUCCCGAAGUCGGUUUACGUGCGGGAAAUCCGUAUAAUACCGUUGGGAGCUCGUGUUGAAGGCGAUUUUCCUGGCGGCGUGCGCUUAGGAGCCACGAACCCUACUAAAUUCCACAUAGAUUUCUUUGUGAACGACCUGAGUAAGCCAGGAGCUUCUACCUUUGAGGCUUUGGGCAGCAUAGAUUACUGCCAAAAUGGGGACAUCCAUAUGGAAUGUGGGUCAGGAUCGGAUCAGCCCAGGAUACCAACUGAUGGACUAGUGCUUAGAGGAUGGUACACCACUAUAACUUUGGCAGUCUACGGCAACCUCACCCAAGUUGUUCCGGAGUCGCCAGUUGGUGCAAAUCCCCCUCCAAAUGUUCAACGUUCCACCAUCACCCGGGAAGUAGCUCCCGUAGCCUCCAGUUCUGUGCCCGCUCCUCAAGGCGACUGGAACCCAGACGCUCAGAACCCCAUACCAUCAUACACGGGCAAUGUGGCAGCCAGCAACCCUGACUCCUAUGGUGGUAACAAUUACCCCCCUGAGAAUUAUGAAAACCAAAUGUACAGGAAUGAGUACUAUGAAAAUGAACCCCCUAAAGAUCCCAGGGCGUAUCAUCACGUCGAUAUGGAGUGGGAUAAAGAAAGGAGAGAAAUGAGCUGUGAAAGGGACAGCGAAAGACUGAGACGCAGCCCGCGGUCUUUAGAGCAUGACAGGGAAAGAGAUAGAAGAGAUGUUAAGAGCAGGAGGCGGUCCUUGGAAAGGGAAAGGAGUCGUGAGUUGUCGAGACAUCGUAGUAGGGAUUUGGAGCGGAUUGACAGACUUCAUUCUAGGUCCAGGAGCCGUGAUAGGGACUAUGUCGUCAAAGGGGAAUACAGGCCUCUCAGCCGAUCGAGAUCAAGGAGUAUUGACAGAGAUAGACUGCGGGGAACAUCAGCCGAUAGGGACUGGGAUCGCGGGUCAUACAAAAAGGAUGACUACCGUAGGCAUCGCGAUACUUCUUACGAUCGCUCGCGUGGUGGGUCUUACGAGAAGGACGGCGGUUCUUAUGACCGUCGGUCUCCUUAUAAUAAACGAGCUUCAUCUUAUGAUCGUAAGAUGCCUUAUGAGAAACGCGGGCCGUCUUACGAGAAGAGAUUGUCACCGUAUGAUAAACGGGGAUCUUCAUAUGAACGUCGAGCUCCUUCGUAUGAAAAGCAAUCGCCAUACGAUCGCAAAAGGCAUUCUCCUUACAGUCGCGUUAGAGGAUCUAGCUAUAGCAGCAGAUCCCCAAGUCGCGACGACCCUCGGAAGAGGCCUAGGACACCCCCGGGUGAGAGCAGUCGAAGACCAAUAAGUCCAAGAGAAGGCGACGUUUCAAGUCCUAUCAACUCUAUAAGGUCAGAAGAUGCAGGAGAAUUCGACAGAGGUAGUAAACAAAUACCCAGAGUCGAGUUUUAUCACCAGAGUUAUCGUCAUAAGACCUCAAUUAGAAGUCCUUCACAAGAGCUUGAAAAUCCACCUUAUGUUGACCAAAAGCAUUCCAGUCUUGUAACUGUUCAAAUUGUUGAUAAUCCCCCAGCUUCCAAAGCUGUCGGAUCUCCAGCGAGACAACUAGAAGAGGAGGUAUCUAUGGAUGCUGAACAAUUUGAACCAAUCUUGUCAGAUGAAGACAUCUGCGACGAUGUGGAAAGUCCCUUUAUGGAUGUAGACUAUGAUGUCAACGAAUAUUGUGGUGUCGAUGAUAUAAUCAAAUAUUACAAUCCUUUCAAAGUGGAAUGGAAAAAGUAUGAACAUGUCAAUAAAAUUCAGUCUCUAGCGACCGCGAAAGCAGAUGGAGUCAAAGACGUUAUGAAUGCUACUUUUGAUGAGCUUUGUGAUGCGAGUACAGAUCUUUUCAAAAUUUGGGACAUGACAAAGUCUGGCGAUAAAAGGGAACAGAAAUUCCUUGCAAAUACUUUCACUGAAAUAGAAAAUUCUGCCAGGGAAGAGUGGGUGCAACAAUGUGAACAGCUUUUUGGUGCACUCACGAAUGUUUGCAAGAACACUGAUAUAAUUCUGAGAAUUUUCCGUGAUAAAGUUGAGGAUGACGAAUUUAAUGAUAUUUACAAUUUGCUUGUGACAUUCUGCAAGAUUGGGCUCAAUUUUGAGUGUGCGUUGGCUCAGCAACUGCCGACUUACAAAAUACGGCAUAUGAAAUGUGGCAUACGUUUAGCCGAAGCGCUGAUGAGUCAUCGCCACAAUGGCCAAGUCAUGAAAAUUUUACUCAAAGCUGGGAUUGAUAUCCCUAUGUUACUACUAGAUAUGUAUGCUAAAGAAUACAUGGCCUUAAGUAUCAGACUUAUGAUACUGAAAUCGCUCAAUGCUUGUUUGUCAUCUAUGGAAUCUGUGGAGCAUUUUAUGAAAGAAGCUAUUUUUCCCAAGUUCGGUAAAAAAGAGAAUGGACUUGAUAGUCGGAGACCGAAAAAUGGAUAUCAAGCCCUCAUAUCAAUAAUGGAAACCAACCCACUUGCUAGAAUCAAGUUUUCAAUAAGCGCACUGAUAAAGAAAUUAAAUGUCUAUGAAUUGUUGUCUAAAUUACACCAAUUAGUAUUGAAUUUUAAUAAAACAGCCGCAGAGAAACCGGACAAUCAGAACGAAGACGCCGAACUGUCCGAAAGUGACACUGAUUUUAUUGUGAAUUCUUUGGAACAAAUUCUGUACAUGUUUCGAACUCAAUGUUUCCAUCUCUCACAACCUAAAAGGUUCCUCCCGGUCUCGGCACAGUUCGAGAUCAACAAGGAGUGUUCCAACGAAAUCUUGCUUGAAUUCUUCAGCACUCAUCAUUUCUUAGAGGUCUGCCUCUACCUACUCACCUGCCCCACCACUUGCAAUAACUUGGUUGUCAUUAGCCCCAUCCAUGAUUUGAUGUACGAAUUAGUCCACUCUCAAAAUGGUAUCAAUUUCCUUUACAACAAUAUGGAAAUGAGUGAGCUGCUAUUCAAAACUUUAGCACAGCCAUAUGGACAGCAAAACCCUGAAGAAUUCCUAUAUCCUCACGAUUUGAGUAAUUAUAGUGACUUACAAAUUCUUGGACUGGAAAUGGCGUAUAGAUUGAGAGCGUUAUAUUAUCUGCAGUCUAUCUGCGACUUGCAAGUUGGGAAAGUUGAUGACAACGAAUUGAUUGAUAGGCUUCAAUUGCUGUACUGUCUCAGUUUCGGCAGCAUCGGGAAAACUGCUGUUCCAGAGAUCAUAGUGAUGGGAGAUAAUGCUGAAUGUCUCAUGCAAGUCUUCGAGAAUGAUGUUAAAAGUAAAAGCAAGAGUGAGUCACCGUCAAAACAAAAAUCGCCGGCUAAAGGCUACGCGAUAGAGCUCAUCGUAUCAGCUGUGCGGUAUUCUGCAAAGGUCCCGUUUCUGAAGAAAUAUGGACCAAGAUUGAUCGCUGUUUCCAAAGAGCAUGAUAGAUUUGAGCCCAGCGUGUCUAGUGUCUUACAAGAAGUCAUUCCAUAUCUGAAGCCUGUUGAGAAACCGAAUAUCCUGUCAGGAGAAGACAUGGCUGAAUGCGUGGAAAUUCUAAAAGCCAGUUCAGAGCACGCCCCAGAUUUGCCAGGAGAGCUGAUGGUCUGCUUAAGAAUAUUAAGACAUUACUGCAUAUCAGACUACGAUUACAACGUCUCUAUUAACAGCGAAUCUGCGGCUGAAGAAUACGUAGAACUGAAAUACAAGUACAAUGUCCUUCAGUUGUUUUCUCUGGAUGGCGUCGCACAUUUAUCCGGGAUUCUGGAUCGUCUCGCCACACAUUUCGAGCAGCCAAGUAUGCAUACUUCGUUCUUCGCGUCUGCGAGGGGUUUGCAACUUGCCCAAGUGAUAUUACCAUGUCUAAGGUUGUUGGAUGAAAUGUUAGCGCGGGUAGUCAGGUGCCGCGGUCCCAGGUUUAGAGAUUUAACAGCUGCGCCGGUUCUUUUGAAGACUUAUGGUAUUGUCAAGGCGUUUCCGGUUGGCUCAGUGGGGUACAGAACCGCUGCUAAAGCAGCCGAAGCCGCGGUUAGGGCUUUGCUCGCAUACGCUCAGCCGAUAGCAGACGAUGCCAAUGACGGCGACUCUAUCAGAAAAGGACCUUGGACGUCUUUAUGUUCAGAAGUUAUUUCGUACACAAUGACAGCCCCUUACACAUUCGUCCCUGGUUUGUUAGUAUUCUCCGAGCUUCUACCACUGCCUUUACCGAUGCAAACCAAAACCGCUCCAACUGAGAGAGAAUUAGCUGACGCGGCUAACGAAAGGCGUUUAUGGUCGGCUCACCUCCACGCUUUGUCUAACGAUUUGACGGAUAUGAUUCAAAUAAUAUGCAUGUCGACUUACAGACCGGUCGUGCAUAUGUUGAGAAGGGUUUGCGUGCAGAUAGCCGACUUGGCUCCCAAUACUGCCGCGACGGUGGCCAAGGCUGCUGUUGGUGCCGUGACCAAGGAAUUUAAGACUGGAGAACCAGCUACGGCGAGUGCGGCCAGGGUUCUAGGUUUUCUGGCUUGCUUGGUGUCACAUACGCCAGUGAAAUGUGCAGUGUUACACACUAUGAACACCGGCGGGCCUCGUGCCUUGGACGUUCAGAAUGCAUUAUGUGGGAUUUUGAGUCUAGUGAACGGUUCCAACGAACACGCAGCAGCUCAAGAGUUUGCCGCUCAUGCUUUAGCCGCCUUUUGCGACGUGGAAAUCACUUUGACACCGUUGAGUUCUUCGCAAACGGAUCAAUUGCUAGCUAAUUCGUUGCCGAACAGAGACGCAAUUUCAGCGUUUUUGGAUGCGACAGCGGAUUGUCUUGAAUCUUCAACGAAAACUUGUGCCGUGGCUUCGUCCAUUUUGCGAGCGUAUUUCGUUUUGACUGAACACGAGUUUGGAUUCCAGCAGUUUAAGAAAUUCGUGACGAGGAAGCGGGAAGCCCUCGGGAAGUAUUUCAAGUGGUGUUUAGAAGGCCCGGGGGAUGAUAAGGCGGAGUGCCUGAGUUUGUAUAUUGACCUGAUCAGGAUCCUGAAGGUGGAGGAAGGGGAGGGGCCCGUGGGGAGGAAGACUACUUUGACGGUCAACGAAAUGGCUGAUAUGGUGGGGUAUUCACAAACGGAAGAGAACCACCCGGUUUUAACAUUGGAGAAAAGUUUGAAGGAUCGGAACGCCGACGAAGACGCAAUUGCCAAUGCCACAUUCCUAAACACCCAGCUCCUACAAUUAUCUUCUCCUUCUCCCGUUACUCCCCCCUCGUCCCCUCCCCCGUGCCCCCCUCCAGAGACCCUCGUUCAGCAGUUCUCGGCUCGCAUUAUGUAUAGUGUAGGGGAGGCGAAUGAUGAACGACUUACAAGUAGUUACUGGUUGAAUGUGCCGGCGGUGAGCGGGGAUGAUGACGUCAGCGUCAGUGAACUGGUGUCGUGCGAUAUAACGGAGCUGGCGAACGCGUUCCUGCCGUCGGCGGAGGGCGGCGCGGCGGGCGUGGCGGGCGCGGUGCGGCGCCUGGCCGGGGCGCUGCACCGCGCGCCGCCCGCGCACGCCGACCUACAGCGGCCCGUGGCACUAGCCCGCGUCCGCGGGGAGGCGGUCGGCGACGUGUUCCGCUCCCGCCCGCCCAACACCUCGCGCCCGCCCUCGCUGCACGUCGACGACUUCACCGCCCUCCACCAGCCCUACUGCCAGCCGCACCACAACAGAGGCAUGCGGCGCGGCGUGGCGGUGGCGGACCGCGGGCGGUUCGCUUCGGCCGCGCCCGUGCAUCAUCACUACAAGACGCUCCGCGGGAGAGGCGCGUGGGAGAUGGGAGGUCAGCAUUUCGGACACUUCGGGCCGGGCUCGCAGUACAUGAUGGGAGGCAUGGGGUGGGGCGGUGCGAGGAUGCAGCGGGGCCCCAGACACCGCUCCUUCAUGCGAUAACACACCCUAUUGUCACUGCAUAGAGAUCAAAUAAGCAGGAAAUUAAAUACCCCAAAAAUUUGUUGUAAUAACAAUAAACGCUUUGGAACAUAUGUGGUUUAUGAUGUAACUUGUUAAAAUCUCCAUUGGUCCCAAUUGCGUGAAUCAAGCCGGAUUUUAGUUCUAGACUGUUGUUCUUGGGCU